Messenger RNA from Nicotiana tabacum (common tobacco), 1155 nucleotides. RefSeq lists its product as uncharacterized. The record is from RefSeq and is a predicted model, not a curated record. NCBI's taxonomy places the organism in Eukaryota, Viridiplantae, Streptophyta, Magnoliopsida, Solanales, Solanaceae.
UCUUGAUUACAUAAAUGAACAUUUAUUUUGAACAAAAAUGAAAAAGCAAAUUGGUCAAUAAUUGUAAACCGGAGAGUAUAAGCCCAAUUGUCAUCAACUUCUAUGCACUUUCUCUCUUUCUCUUCUCAAAUAACAAGAGUACAAGACCUCUUCAAACUUCAAAAUCCUUCACAAUAUUUAUUUUCUCUCCUCCUUCUUCCCUCAUCCUCGAAACCACCAAAAAAACUCCUUAUUUCUCUUACUAAGUUAUUUUCAUUUCUUUGAAUUAAAUAUGAAGAAGCUUUAUAGUAAAGGCACAGUUCAUCCAAUUACUCCUCCACCUUUGGUAUUAUCAGACCAACUUUCUUUGUUACCAGCUACAAUCUUGACACUAUUUUCAGCUUUACCUCAAGAAGAUAGACAAGUCUUGGCUUAUUUAAUUGCUUGUAAUAAUUCCUCCACCAAUUUUUCCAACAAUCUUGGAAACUCUAGUACUCAUAAGAAUAACAACAAUUGCUGUUACUGUUUCAACUGCUACAUGAGUUACUGGAUAAAAUGGGAUUCAUCACCUAAUCGUCAACUUAUUCAUGAGAUUAUAGAUGCUUUUGAAGAUAUGGGGUUGCAGAAGAAAAAAGGAAAGAGCAAGAAACAAAGGAGAAAUAAAAACAAAGGAUCGUCAUAUGGUGGUUCAUGUGAAGUGAAAAAGACUGAAAUUUGUGAGUCUGAUUCUUUGAAGGAAAAUACCUGUAGCUAUGAUAAUGGUUAUAGAGAAGAGGAAUUUGGAGUUGAAAAAGGGUCUGUGAGAACGUUUGUAAGUUUUCUUGGGGAAAGCUUGUGGAGUAUUUGGAAUAUCUGAAAACAAUAACAACAAACUCGGUGAAACCCCACGAAUUAGGUCUCGGACGGGUAGUGUAUACGUUACUCCUACCUUGUGAAGGUAAACAGACUGUUUUAAGGUGAAGCAUAGUCAAGUCACUUUUGAAGAAAUACUUUUAUAAGGUAAUUUUGAGAAUGUUUAGGUUGGUUUUGUUAAUUUUUUACUUCUACUUAUCCCAUAGAAGUUUUGUUUAAUUUUCUUGAUUUUCUUUGUCACUAUGUUUUAUUGUUCUCAUUUUUGGGGUUCUGUAAAAUACACCCUUCAUGACAAUGUAAGAUAUAUGGUCUUUUUUGAAUGUU